GGAGGAAAAUCAGUGAGUGUGUGUUGAACGACGUGCACACACACCUCCACGAUCGUUCUUUCAAAUACACGAACGCGCCCAGGGUCCGCAGAGCACGCCAGUGAGCUUUCGAUUGGACUAUCGAUCGAUCGGCGCGCGGGGGGAGAGAGAGAAAGAGAGAGAGAGAGAGAGAGAGAGAGAGAGCACAUAGAGCUGAGAAAAACGCGAGCCCAGGCUACUGACGGGGUAGGCGCUAUUGAUUUUCACAAGGAGAGACGGAUAAAAAGAGAGAUAACAAGAGAGAGAGAGAGAGAGAGAGAGAGAGAGAGAGAGAACAAGAGAGAGAGAGAGAGAGAGAGAGAGUACAUGGAGCUGAGUCAAACGCGAGCCCAGCCUAGUGACGGGUUAGGCGCUAGUGAUUGUGAUAAGGAGAGAGAGAGAGAUAAAAAGGGGUUGGGGGGGGGGGGGAAGAGUGAGAGAGAGAGAGAGAGAGAGAGGAUACUGAGUUUCGUACCUUGUGUAAUGGUGGAAGUGUUCUAGUAUGUUGUGGGUUCUCUCUCUAGUCCUCCAUCUUUUCUCGUUGUCGAAGCCUUGAGGUUUUCCGUUUUCAUUCUCUGACGAGGUGCGUGGAGCUCUUCCGUGGCGACUAGGGAACAGGGACAUCGACUCGUGGAUUGAGUUUAAGAAGCGCGGCAAGCGGAAAGAGAGAGCGGUGAAUCGAAUCGACAGACACCAAGGAGUGCGCACUGCACCACACCCCCCCCCACACACACUGCAGAGGAGCGGUCACGCAGUAUAGGAGAUUCACCGCACCGAGACGUGUUUGGCGGGCGACAGCUGGCACAGUGAACAAGAAUUAUGGCGGGAACAAAAAUGGCGGGAAGAGUGGAUAAGAGCGCGCGCAAGGGCGUUCGCGCUGCAGCUAGUGCUAAUCUGGCUGCCAUGACAUUUCUGUUCUGUCUGGCGGCCACGUGUCUGGUGGCCGUGCUGCUUCUGAGUAGUGGUCCUUCUCCUGCGGAGGCGCAGUCGUGUCGAAGGAUGGAGUUGAUGGUGGAUUGCAAGAGAUUUCGCAGAGUGCGGUCGAAGGCGAUGUGUUAUAGAGAAUGCCUUAGGCGGCAAGGCCAGAAGACUUUCCCGCCAUUCGGAAAAUGCUGUUCCGUGGCGAGAUACAUCUCCCAACCGCGAAAGUGGAUUAGUGGAAGGGUUUGCUGCGUCGUGCGAUUCGUGCGACCGGUCGCUCGUCGGGGUUCCAUUCGCGCGUGCACGUGCCCUCGCCGAGGCUGAGGGUGAGGAUUGAGGGAGAGGGAGAGGGAGAGGGAGAGGGUUACACACACCCCUCUGCUGCGUGAAAUCUUAGGAGAAAGGACUGUCGAUCAACGACGUGAAAUCGGAGCAGCAGCAGGAGGAGGAGGAGGAGGAGGAGGAGGAGGAGGAGGUAAGAGCUGAGAAUACGGUCCUCCUCCGUGAAGGAGAAAAAACAGGUGGCAGAGGGUGAAAUGGAUAAAUGGGCGAAGGAAUUGCAGGGGCAGGAAAGGAAGUUGGACGGGGGUAAAUGUGGAAGGUACAGCAGCAAUCAGGACUAGACUGUUAAUUUAACGAAAAAUAGGAAUAGGAAGGGGGGGAGGGUGAAUUGGAAAAACAGGCGAGGAAUUGGAGGGGCAGGAAGGGAAGUCCGAGAAAAGGGGCAAUGUGGAAAACUCAUCAGGAACCAGGACACCACUCUCGAUGCACGACAACACAGUGGGAGGGUAAUUUGGAGAAUUAGGCGACGGAUUGGAAGGGCAUGGAGUUCAACGAGAGGGUACAUGCGGAAGAUGCAGCAACUACCAGCUGAGGACAGGAUACGAGUUAAUUAAUGACGAAUGGUAGGAGGAAGGAGGGUAAAUUGGAGAGAGGGGCGAUGAAGGGAGGGGUAUCAAAGGGAAAUUGGUCGAGGGACAACGGUUUUGCAGGCUAGAUGACUUGUCUUCCUUCUGGCAAAUGUCUGGACUCACGAUCCCGAUCCCGAUCCCGAUCCGGCUCGUUGGUUCGCCCGUGCAUAUAGUCGCGUACUUUGGAUGGAUGCAAAAUUACAUAUGCAUAUGCUAUGAUCGACAGUGUCCAAAACAGGAAAGCAAUGGCCAAAGAUUUUUUUUAUUUUUUUAUUUUUUUUUUCCAAAGAUAUUGUGCCUUUGGCCUUGCUUGGGUUGUGUGUGUGUGCUUCACAUCUUUGGGUCGGGACGAGAGAGUUGACGAGAGAGUUGAGACUGUGAGCGGCAGAGGGGCAAAACGGGGAAAUGAACGGAGUUCUAUCCUGAUUAAGGUACGGUCAUCAUGAUGACGAACAUAGAUGAAGUAAACCAGAUUCGGUAUGGGCCAGUAGACAGUUGAAGGAGAUCUAAUCAUCGGUUAAGGAUAUCUAACCAGCGGUUAAGGAGAUCCAGGCAACUGCCCAGUUGGAUAUGAAGCAGAUCCAGUCAGCGAUCGAUUUAUGAGAUCUAAUCGUCCACGAGGAGGAGGAGGAGGAGGUGGAGGAGGAGGAGGAGGAGGAGGAGAAGAGAGAUUGGCAUCUAUCGGGAAGCAAAUACUUGAGGGGUGCAAAUGUGUGUGUGUGUGUGUGUGUGUGUGUGUGAGAGAGAGAGAGAGAGAGAGAAAGAGAGAGAGAGAGAGGCUGCGAGUAGUGAGCGGCAGAUAAAGAGUGGGAGUGACA
Messenger RNA from Chara braunii, 2668 nucleotides. The record is from the annotation of a GenBank genome assembly. Lineage: Eukaryota; Viridiplantae; Streptophyta; Charophyceae; Charales; Characeae.